AUGGGAGCCCUGGGCUGCAGUGUGGGGUUCGGCUUCAAAGGCGCCCUGGAGGAGAGGCAGGCUGCAGCCCGCUCUAAGGUACCCCAGGAGGAACAGGGCAAAGAGGAGACUGCCUCACUCAGAGGUGGCUGUCUGUUCCAGGAGGGGUUCACCACAGUGGUGCAGGACCCACUGCUCUGCGACCUCCCUGUCCAGGUCACUUUGGAAGAGAUAGACUCCCAAACAGCACUAGGAUAUGGCCAGGCCAUGACAGUCCAAGUGUGCAAGAUGGAUGGAGAAGUCGCAGUCCUGAACCAGAGGAAGGCCACCCAAACGCAUGUGCACCUCAGGCAGGAGCUCGAAAGGGGCAUUCAGCACAUCAGCUGGCCUAUGAGUGGAGGAACGUACCAUCUGACUGCUGGGGAGAGGCUCAAGGAGGACAGGAAGAAGUUCCGGGACUAUCGGAUCCACAAUCGAGACGAGGCACCCUUCAUCAAGAAGCCACAGCAGAGUGAACUCAAGCCAGGGCUGUGCUCUGGUGGCCAAGCUGUGCUCCCCCACCCCAACCACCCACCAAGAAGCCGCAGGCCACUGACUUCUCUGAAAGUGUAG
Messenger RNA from Sorex fumeus (smoky shrew), 591 nucleotides. Its product is annotated as U11/U12 small nuclear ribonucleoprotein 25 kDa protein-like. The record is from RefSeq and is a predicted model, not a curated record. Gene Ontology annotation, biological process: mRNA splicing, via spliceosome. Gene Ontology annotation, cellular component: U12-type spliceosomal complex. NCBI's taxonomy places the organism in Eukaryota, Metazoa, Chordata, Mammalia, Eulipotyphla, Soricidae.